GAACUUAAUCUGACAACCGCGCGUAUGAAUUUUCAAUUGAUAAAUUUUUUAUUAAAACUGCUACCGUACAAGCGACGUUUUUUUACCGGUUUAUAACUGCGCAUGCACUAAAGUUAUUGAUAUCUGAAUGAUAUCUUAUCGCUAAAUCAAUGUACAUGCUCGUUAUUUAAUCUAAAUGUUUAAACGUCACUAUUUAACAAUAUAUGUGCGUGUGGUCGAAAUAAUUAUAAAGCUGGAUUGUUUUUAAGCAUUGUUCUUUACGGAUAAUCGUAGAAAGUACAUGCAUCUUGUGCGGAUCACUCCCAAUCAGUGUUAUAUCCAUGGACGGAGCUCUGAGUGCUGAUUUUGUGAAAGGAUUUCAUUUCAAAAAUCGGUUGUACACCUUUUUCUCAAUAUCCAGUAUUUUCUGUGAAUUUUCUGGAUAGAUAUCGCGCGACGCCUUUAUAAUCUAUAAAGAAAUCGUACGAUAAAAUUUGUAUCGUAUCGGGGAAAAAAGAGUCAGGGGUCAGAGAAAGGUUGGCGAUUUGUGAAUGGAAUAGUUUUUGACUCGAUUAACUUAACUAAUAUGCUCUUCAGCGCUAAGGGUAAACAACGUCGUCUGACAUAACGAAAUCAACAAUACAAAGCAGACGACACUUUAAUGUUAUCUGACCGCGAAAGGAAAGACAGUUUUGUAAAGUAAUAGUUUUUCGGCUGCAUCGCCUGUAUCGAUUUCACUUUUGUGUUUUCGUGCUUGGAAUAAACCUGCCUUUUGAAGAACACUUUCUGGAGAAAGUUGUCGGGAAAAAAUGGAUUUUCGGUUUAAUUCUUGUGGAUUUUGGCUUUUGCUACAAAUGAUUUUCACAAUAACAUCAGUAAUUUAUGCCAAAGACUGUCGCACGUGCAAACCUGGUUAUUACGUUUCAAGACGUUGUACCGAGUACCAUGACACCGUUUGUAAGCCUUGCUCAAAAGGAACGUUUUCUUCUGUACAUAACGUGUUCAGAAAUUGUGCACCAUGUUCUAAAUGUGAUUUAGGAGAGUUUGUUUUAAAGCCGUGUUCUAAACAUAAAGACACUAUAUGUGAGUCGUGUUCAGCAGUCACUGACCUGAAAGAUGUGACAGAAAAAUUCCUAAAAGAUUGUUUACAAUAUCAAAGCGAUCAGCCAGCUAGAAGUCUUGAAGUUCCUGACAGUAACGGAGUAAAAUUACAUAACAGUGAAGAAUCAGUCACAGAAAAAGUUAAUGUUAUUUACGAAGGUUCUGGUGAAACUAUAGUUGAAGUGGUAAAUUCUGAUAAAAAUGCAACGGACGAAGAAGAAGGAAGUGGCGCUCUGCCUGUGAUAGAUGAAUCUGAUAAAAAUGUAACGUCCGUUAUACUACCGGAUGAAACGGAUGUUAAAGAAAUUGACGUGUCGCCUGUUACGGAGAAGACAACUACACAGAAAGUUGGAAUAAUAGUAACAGGCGGUGGAAUUAAAUUGGAGAAUGAUACACGUACACAAAAGACAAACAAUCUUUUUGCCUCAGCAUUGCCUAGUACAGAAAAGACUAUUACCAACGAAAACGGAGGAGGAAGUGUGAUCAUAGCGCCUAUAGAGAAUGUGGAUGUGUAUAUAGAGGACAUUCAAGAAGAUGCGACCGCUGAGUAUGAAUACGAUCACCAUCUGCCUCAAUCCGGAGCUAGCAAGCGUCAGGAAGACGAGUCAGGUGGUACCAGUAUCGGGGUCGUCGUAACGGUGGGUCUUGUCGCUGCUCUCGUGUUCUUCAUCCUAGGGUUCCUGGCGAGUAAAUUUUGGAACGGGCGACGAGAGAGAACAUUUAAUGUCGAAGAGGCUGAAAGAUUAAAUGGCAAACCGCCAGUCGAAUGCAGUGGUAUGGAAUACAAAGACUCGGAGGGCCGACCUCGAAACAAAGCCGGUAUCUACGAUGAAAUACCAGCGAACGCAAAAGUCAACGGCAGUGCAGCGGACCCUGAAAAGGGAUCAGACCCUGUUUACUCGAAACCAGUAAAACGGGAAACUGCGCAGACGACAGCAGCAGUGCCACCUACUGGGGAAAAUGUGAAACCAGUAAAAAAGAAUGGAGAGUGGGCGGGGUUCGGUAUCUCUCGUAACUCUUCAUCUGGAUCUCUGAUAUUACAACCACCGCCAGAAAGACCAGUUAGUGAAAUAAAGUACAUGGACGAAACGGAAGAUUCAGAAACUGAUCGACUUUUACAACCUACCGGAAGCGGAAGUGCUACUGGAAAUGCUACCGGAUCCGGAAGUGAUGUUUCAAAUACAUCGUCAAAAAGCGAAAAAUCGGAACCGAAAACAGAUGGUGAUAAUGAGAAAACUCCGAUGCUUUCAAAGGGACAUGGCAGUGAAAAAAGUUGAGAGUAAAAGACAAUUGAUGGUGUCAUAUGAAGUCAUGCAUGCGCACAUUCUCUUUUCCGGUAACUGUGGUGCUUUUACAGUAUUACACCAGACAGGCGACCCAUAUUCACUUGGUGCUUUAUUUUGUAAACGACGCAAAAUGAUUUUGUAGUAUAUGGAAUUAAUGAAUUUAAGUAACGCUUUACUACAUUAUGACAGUUUUCUUAUACAUUGUCUUUUAAGAAAAUAAUUUUGCAGUAUGAAAUCAAUUUUAAGCUAUUGGAAUCAUUUGAGUAGAUUUUACGUAGUGUGCUCUGCUAAAGAAAUCUUUUGUAUCUUCGAACUAACAGAAAGCCUGUCUAAUCCCAACUCGACCUUAUCAGUCAGAGAUAUGAAGAAAAUGCAUUUUUUCCCAGAAAUUGCUUUCAAAUGGGACGUUGGUUUAAGCAUGUUGCCUUAAAAGGACUGAUACCUGUCUCCCUAUUAUUCCUAGGCAAAAAAUACCUUUAUUUAACAUCCAAGUUCUAACAUUAUUAAAGAUUUAACAUGUUUUAAUAAAAUGGGCAUUGUGUAUAUAAUCUGCUAGUUGAAUGUGGAAGGUAUGCCAGCAUUUUUUGUUUAUUUGUUUCAGUAUUUAUAUAUGUACCCAAACAAAUGCUGAAGUUUUAUAUAUGAUACAGGCUUGUGGUAUUUCCGACGUGAUUCUAUGCCGUGAAAGGUCAAACUGGUUUAGACAACAUGCCCAGAACUUAACCCAAACAGUUAUGUUAAAGCCAUAAAUGAAGCUCAAUAACUAAAAUACAGUCUAUUUUAUUUCAUAAAAUAAAUCUCUACAACUAUAUGUUGUACUUUAGUGCAGCGGAUCAAUUGUCUUCAUCGAAUAUUCAGCUCAGAAUAAACUCAAAUAUAUUGAUGUAGACAAAUCUUACAUCAGACUCUCAUUUAUGAUACGUAGGUCACGCACUAGUCAUGUAUCCAGUUGACUGAGAAUAGUAAUCUGGAAGAAAAACUGUAUAUAGUGCCUAUUUCAUUUUGUUAAAAAGUCACCAUGACACAGAGAUGAAGAUUUUGUACGUGUCCAAAUGCGUGUAGGAUGGCUGACUGAUCCGAAUUAAAAACGCAACGUGAAUAAAUUCAGAAGAUUAUUUUCCCUGAAAGAUGUGUCUUAUAUAUAUGCAUAACGAAUGAGGGUAUCAUGGUUGUGAUUCUUCUGUACUGCAUAAGUGUGAUUUCCGCUUGUGAAAUUCAUAUUCGGAUAAAUGUUAUUCGGAUAUGCUUAAGUUUCAAAAUUAGUAUUUUUUCGAUAUGUAAUUUACACAUUGAUAAAGUACGGGUGAAACGAAUUUCUGGAGUUAAAAGCCAAACUAUCUUACAGUAUUGUGAAAACUGUCGAAAUCUUCUGUCAUUGCGUAAAUGCCAAACUACACGUACUUGCACAUGUUUGAAAUAUCCGCCCAUCCCCUUUGUAGAUACCGACAAUGCAUUGAAUAACACAUUACAUGUGUAUUGUAUUUCUCAAUAAUUGUGUUCAUUUUACGAUAAUGUAAGAGUUUCAUUGAAGUGUUUGCUAGUUAGUUAAACAUGUUAUUUUUCUGUUUAAUGACAAUGUGGUAUAACCACAAAUAUCUUGUCAUAUGGUAUAACUAACAUUAAUGUAGCGGGCUCGUAAUGAUCGGCAACUUCCGUCCAAUUACGUUUUCUCCGUAUGCGAUUUCGGCAUUCCUCGGGCUUAACCGGAAAUUUUCUUCAUAACAACCACAGCAAUGCCGAAAUCGUAUAUUGGGACUAAGUACAAACUCCCUGCAGCGAUUACUCACCCUUAAGGUACAUAGUGAAUGCAAAGGAAGGAGCUUGGACUACGUAAACGAACGGAAAUUAUCGGAAAUGACCGAUUGACAUUUCGGGUCCCCAGAUGAUUGGAGGGCGCUGUAUUAUCAUUAUGGAUUAAGCAGCUUUCUAUAUAAUUUUUUCAGUAAGCCUUUGGUCUCUAAAUUUCAGUAUAUAAAUCUAUUCAUUAGUUCCCUACUGGUUGAAAACUAGUUUCGGGGACUAUAGAAUUGCGCUUUUCCGUCCGUCAUUCCGUCCGUCCGUCCGUCCGCACUUUCAUGUCCGGUCAAUAAUUCUGUUAUUCGUCAAGGGAUUUUAAUAUUACUUUGCACAAAUGUUCCUCAUGAUGAGACGACAUAUUGUGCACAAAACUCGGACCCCUGUCUCAAAGGUCAAGGUCACACUUGGAGGUCUAAGGUCAAGAGAGCUUUUAAGUCUGUAACUCAACAAUCCGUAAAGGGAAUUUGAUAUUACCUGACACAAAUGUUCCCAAUAAUAAGAUGAUAUGUCAUGGGCAAAACCAGAUCCCUAUCUUAAAGGCCAAGGUCACACUUAAAGGUCAAAAGUCAAUAGGGUUUUCUGUCCGGUUCAUAAUUCGUCCAUUUAGUGAUUUUAAUAUUACUUGACACACUUAUUCCCCGUAAUUAAACAACAUGUUUUGCGCAAAACACAUAGCCCGCCCGCUUAGCUUAAUAGGGAGAGUGCAGAUCUACGGGUCGCGGGGUCGAUAGUUUGAUCCCCGGGAGGGGCGUAUGUUCUCCUUGACGAUUUGAUAAAAGACAUUGUGUCUGAAAUCAUUCGUCGUCCACAUCUGCUUCAUGUGGGAAAGUAAGCAGAACAGGUUUUGUACAGGUACAGAAUCCAGGAACCGCCCUUGCUUUAAUAAACUGAAAUACUGUUGAAAAACGACGUUAAACCAAAAACAAACAAAACAAAUAUAUCAUUAAUACAUCACUUCUCCGACCCGCCGGUGAGUGCACGUCUCGAGAAGGCACAGGGCAUUGACAGAACUAGGUUAUGAUUAUAAUGGCCUUUUUCUGUCAGUGUCCUGACUGAAGCCGGCGGGAGCCCAUUUUUGGCCACUUUUGGCUUCAAAAUUAUUUGGAGUAUGCAAACAUGCAUACAUCAUUGACAGAUAUCAGAUCAUUAUGUUAUAAGUUGCCUUCCAGUAGGGGACUUUGUAUUGCAAGACAAUACUUCAUUCACUUGUUAAGACUGGAUCUUAAGACUAAAACACGUAUUUCUAAUCAUUUUUAAUGUUGUUCAAGCCUUAGGACUCUUAUAUAUUUAAUAAACCAUUCAUUAUUAAGGAACAGAGGCAAUAAAUUAUGCAUGCAUCCUUUGUAAUUUUCAUUUUUUCUCAAAGUUUAAGCACCCCUCCAGAAAAUGACACCAACCAACAAUUUUAAAGAACAGUCUAACACUGAAACAUUUUCAUUGGUCGCUUUAAUGCGAUAUUUCUAUUGGUUGAUUUCAAGAUUCUGCUGAGAUUCAGCCAAUCAGAUAGUUAGUUUUAUAAACCGGACUGGCGUUUCUCAGAAAGAGGGCGCGAAAGUUAAUUCAAAUAAGCUUCGUAUUAAAAAAAAUACACAGAUGUUAUUAGUCAUAAGACACUAGUCAUGAUUUUAGUAUUCAAGAAGAAAUAAUGGUUGUUUAGUAAUUAUAAUCAUAUGUCAUUUUUAACAGGAAACAUGUAAAUAUAUUUAGACAUAAAAUAUUAAUUGUUCUUUAAGAGGCUCUGCAUUAACAUUUUGUAAGCGUCUAGGUGAAGAGUGCUGUGAAGAUGGGAUAGAUCACUGUAUAUUUUCCAUCACAUUUGUGUAUUGAUAAAGAAACUGUUUCACAUCAUUGUCAUAAUUUGGUAUAUCAUAAUUUGACGUUCAUCAUCAGGAUGUCAUUUAACGCCAGUGAUUUUUGUUUAACUUAGUCUUUACCUCUUUUGUCAUUUUAAUAUUUUAAUUGUCUCACUUGUCUCAACGUUUUAUAAAAAAAUAAUUUUGUUUUUCAAUAUUAUCUAUGACUUGGUCAGCUUUUUCGUGAUACGAAAAUAAAGGUGUGAAAUAGCAUUUAAUUAAGCUAAUGAACCCGUAAUAAGACUCGGCAAUUUCCGUGUGAUGACGUUAUCUCGUUAGUUCAUUCGGGAGUCUUCGGACAAAUUAGUAGUUCACCGCGCAAAUGGAUUUCCGCUAAAAAAGAAAAACGGAGAAUGCCGAAUAAACAUUCUAAGAAUACGGAAUUUGCCGAUUGUUAUUACGGAGUUGAUCUGAAAACAUGAACCUCUGACAAGAUUUAUUUAUGAAACAACGCUAUAUCAUUAGCAUGACUGUAUAUGAGAAAAAAAUGACUUGUUUACUUGUUUACUUUUCAUGUAGUCAUACUUCGCAUGCAUAUAUAUCAUACUUAGUUUUUUCAUUCUAGGUCAUACUUUUUACAUUUGGUUUGUAAAUGUUAUGAAAUUUAUUUAUAUUGAGGUAUGAACAGUUCGUGUAGUGAGUUUUACUCUUGCAUUGAAAUUUUGUUGCUAUUUUUUUCAUGUUUAUUUAUAUGCCCAAGAACAUUUUAAAGAUAUGAUACUAUAAAUGCAGAUUUAAACAUGCGUAUUGAUUUAACAUUUGAUUUGUGAUUGUAAAAUAUUGUAUAUACUUCAGAUCAAUGAGUCAUUUAGUUUUUGCUUAAGCAAACAAAUGUUUUCGUGUGCAUUAUUUGCAAAUGGAAUCUAACCCUUAUCAUGCUGAACAUGAUGGAUUCUGCCUUUGCGACCAGUGCAGAUCAUGAUCAGCCUGAACAUCCGUGCAGUCUGAUCAUGAUCUGCACUGUUCGCAAGUUAGUCAGUAACUUUUUGGUAUUCGCCCCUAUUAACAAUUAAUGGUACUGUCCAAAUUGAAAGAUGGACAAGUUCAUUAUAGAAAUUUAGCAGGGUAAGGGUUAACAGGUGAUGAAAAUGAUAGUGUAUGUCUCAUAAUCUGCCAUAAUAUCAUAUUUCCCGAUUGUUCAAGGUUGAAUGAAUCAAAAUGUAUGAAUAUGAUUGUAUCUGAUAGAGUGAUCACGUAUUUGUUCUGUAAAUACUUAAAAAUAAGUUAUUCAGAUGAAGAGAA
Molecule: messenger RNA, 7258 nt
Organism: Mercenaria mercenaria
Lineage: Eukaryota; Metazoa; Mollusca; Bivalvia; Venerida; Veneridae
Exons: 7
Coding region: 789-2357 (522 amino acids)
Molecular function (GO): protein binding
Source: RefSeq, a predicted model, not a curated record